Messenger RNA from Aspergillus clavatus NRRL 1, 1452 nucleotides. RefSeq names its product putative cell surface receptor/MFS transporter (FLVCR). The record is from RefSeq and is a predicted model, not a curated record. Lineage: Eukaryota; Fungi; Ascomycota; Eurotiomycetes; Eurotiales; Aspergillaceae. The transcript is spliced from 4 exons. Bases 1 to 1452 code for a protein of 483 amino acids. Gene Ontology annotation, molecular function: transmembrane transporter activity. Gene Ontology annotation, cellular component: membrane. Gene Ontology annotation, biological process: transmembrane transport.
AUGACCACCAAUCACUCUGCAGACCAGGCUGGCUCUCAAGAUGAGAUCGUAUCGCCAGACGGAUCCUCCUCUGAGGUGAUGUACAAGGUCUAUAAACGACGCUUCUGGGGUUUGGGGCAACUGGUCUUGCUGAAUAUCAUCGUCAGCUGGGAUUGGCUCACCUUCUCUUCGAUAUCAACGACUGCAUCACAGCAUUUCGGGGUCUCUGAGAGUGCGAUCAAUUGGAUGAGCACCGGCUAUCUCUUUGCCUUUUGCGUUGCCAGCCCAGUCGUGAUCCUCACGCUCAACAAAGGAGGCCCCAAGCCCGCUAUCAUCAUCACAUCCUCUCUCCUGUUAGCAGGUAACUGGAUCCGAUAUGCGGGGACGAGAGCCCGAGGAGGCAUCUUCGGCCUGGCCAUGUUCGGGCAGAUUCUGAUGGGUCUCGCGCAGCCCUUCUGUUUGAGCGCGCCGACCAGGUAUAGCGACCUCUGGUUCUCGGACCGCGGCCGGAUCAGCGCGACGGCCAUGGGUACGCUGGCGAACCCACUCGGGGCAGCCCUAGGCCAGUUUAUCAACUCCUUCUGGGCAACGACCCCGGACGAGGUACCAAACAUGGUGCUGUACAUAUCCAUCAUGGCAACCAUCGCAUCCAUCCCAUCCUUCUUCAUCCCCGGCGCUCCCCCAACGCCGCCGAGCCCCUCCUCCGCCAGUCUCAAAACACCGCUCCGCCCCGGGCUCACCCAGCUCCUCCAGACCCUCGAGUUCUGGCUCAUCCUGAUCCCCUUCUCCAUCUACGUCGGCUUCUUCAACAGCAUCUCCUCCCUGCUCAACCAAAUUCUCGAGCCCUACGGCUUCUCCGAAACCGACGCCGGCAUCGCCGGCGGCAUCCUUAUCGUCGUCGGCCUCGUCUCCUCCGCCAUCAUCUCCCCCAUCACCGACCGCUUCAAGCACUACCUCGCCACCAUCCGCAUCCUCGUCGCCAUCGUCGCAGCCGCCUACAUCGGCCUCAUCUUCGCCCCCGCCUCCCCCGCCGGCAUCGCCCCCGCCUACGUCGUCUGCGCCCUCCUCGGCGCCGCCUCCUUCGGCCUCCUCCCCAUCGUCCUCGAGUACCUCGUCGAAAUCACCUAUCCGUUCUCCCCGGAGAUCGGGAGCACCAUCUGCUGGACCGGCGGCCAGCUGCUCGGCGCCGUCUUCAUCCUCAUCCAGGACGCGCUGAAGGCCUCCGCGGCCGCGUCGCCGCCGCUGAAUAUGCGCAACGCCCUCAUCUUCGCCGCCGUCGUGGCGGCGGUCGCGGCCCCGUUCCCCAUCUGCAUCGGUCUCUUUGGGCGGGAUGUCCGCCGCCGUCGUCUGGAGGUGGACCGCGGCGUGGCGCUGGAGGAUGCGAUGGUUGCGGGACGGGCUGCGGGGGAUCCGGAGCUGGGGCCGACGUCGAAGGAGAUUGGGAAGGUCUCCCCGCCGGCGGAGGCAUCUUGA